CUCUCGUCGCCUUCUAAUCUAACCGAUCUGCCUGGGGUUUGGAUCGGCAUCGAUGGGCGUCGAUCUCAUGGGGUACCGCAAGAUGGACGAUCAGAUCGCCAUCCAGGAGCAGCAGCAGCAGCAGCAAGACUGCCGCGAGAUCGCCGACCUCGCCGUGUCUAAGUUCAAAAAGGUGAUCUCCAUCCUCAACCGCACCGGCCACGCCCGCUUCCGCCGCGGCCCGACCGGCCCGCCCCCGCCGGGUCGGCCGUCGCUUCCCGCAGCGUCGAAGACACUAACCCUCGCCCCGGUUCCGCUGCGGGUCAAGCCCCCUGACCACCCCCUCCCGUUGCCGACUCCCCAGGCCCUAACCCUGGACUUCACCAAACCGAUCUUCGCCACCGCCGCAAGCGAGGUGUCACCCCCGAGCCGGUACAACAAGGGGUGCUUCAGUAUCUCGAAGUCGUUGUCGUCGGCGACGUCUUCGUUCGUGUCAUCCGUGACUGGCGACGGCAGCGUGUCGAACGGCAGGCUCGGGACCUCCUCUCUACUCCUCCCCCCCCAGCCCAUCGUUGUCGGAAAGUCGCCUCUCUCGUCCGCCCUCCACCAGCGGGGCCACGAGCACACCCACGCCCACUCCGAUCACGUCGCCGGCAAGUACGCCGUCCCCGGCUCCCGCUGCCACUGCUCCAAGAAAAGGAAAUCUCGGGUUAAGCGGACGAUACGCGUGCCGGCGAUCAGCUCCAAGGUGGCCGAUAUCCCCGGCGACGAGUACUCGUGGCGCAAGUACGGGCAGAAGCCCAUCAAGGGUUCCCCUUACCCUAGGGGCUACUAUAAAUGCAGUACCGUCCGAGGCUGCCCCGCGAGGAAGCACGUGGAGCGGGCGCCGGAUGACCCCUCGAUGCUGAUCGUGACCUACGAGGCGGAGCACCGCCACAACCCCACCGUCGCCGGCGCUUCGCCAAAACCCGCCGCCGCCGCCGCCGCAAUCUGAGGUCGGCCUCCUCCUUCCUAGGUCUAAUCCCGGCCGUUCACUGUUCCCUUUGAUGAUGUAAAAUAUGUUUUUAUAUUAACUAAGAAAUUAUAAAUAUAAAAAGAUUUUGACUC
Messenger RNA from Musa acuminata subsp. malaccensis (wild Malaysian banana), 1086 nucleotides. The record is from RefSeq and is a predicted model, not a curated record. Lineage: Eukaryota; Viridiplantae; Streptophyta; Magnoliopsida; Zingiberales; Musaceae.